Megalops cyprinoides (Indo-Pacific tarpon) is the source of this 4158-nucleotide messenger RNA. Its product is annotated as zinc finger E-box-binding homeobox 2-like. Gene Ontology annotation, biological process: regulation of transcription by RNA polymerase II; anatomical structure development. The record is from RefSeq and is a predicted model, not a curated record. NCBI's taxonomy places the organism in Eukaryota, Metazoa, Chordata, Actinopteri, Elopiformes, Megalopidae. Gene Ontology annotation, molecular function: DNA-binding transcription factor activity, RNA polymerase II-specific; RNA polymerase II cis-regulatory region sequence-specific DNA binding. The coding region runs from base 304 to 3960 and encodes 1218 amino acids. The transcript is spliced from 10 exons.
AAAAAAUGUCAUUAGAAGAGGCGUAACACGUCAGUCCGUCCCCAGGUUUGUUUCCUGGAGUGGCUGAAAGAGAUCAGUUCUAACCUGCCCAGCAGGAAUAACGGUCCUUCUUCCAACUAUUUCUGAGGCUUAUUAUCAUUUUGCAAGGAUCCUCAAUUCUCCAAAUUACUUUUGUUCCAGCCGGUUUUUCCUCAACCGAACUAUUUGAAAAGAGAGUAACGUAAAUAAUAAGAUAUUGAGCCUGCGUGCUGCCGAUUCAAGGAGUCGAGUCCAUGCAAACUGCCAUCUGAUCCACUCUUAUCAAUGAAGCAGGAGAUCAUGGCGGAUGGCCCCAGGUGUAAGAGGCGAAAACAAGCCAACCCAAGGAGAAAAAACGUGUUGAAUUACGAGAAUGUGGUGGAAACGGGUUCGGAGACGGACGAGGACGACAAGCUGCUGAUUUCGGAGGAGGACGGCCUGCUGAACGGGGAGGGCAGCCCCGCGAGCGAGCCCAACCACGUGGCCUCGCCCCGGGUGGGCCACGCGCUGAUGACGAAGGAGGACGAGGACGACGACAUGAGGGACAGCGGGGUGGACCACGUCUGGCACGACAACGACAUGCUGCCAGCCUCAGUGGACGGCACUGAUGAAAUGAAGGAUGAGUAUGACACUAUGGGGCCUGAAGCCACUCAUCAGACAGUUGGAAAUGGUACAGUUAAGAAUGUUGAUUGCACUUCAGAAUUUGAGGAGUUUUUUGCCAAGCGCAAGCUGGAUGACGGUGAGAGUCAUGUGGUCAGCAUCGCGGAGUACCUGCAGAGGGGUGACACUGCCAUCAUUUACCCAGAAGCCCCCGAGGAGCUGUCCCGUCUGGGCACGCCUGAGGCAAACGGACAGGAAGAAAAUGACAUACCACCUGGAACUCCAGAUGCUUUCGCCCAACUGUUGACCUGCCCCUACUGCGACCGGGGCUACAAGCGCCUGACAUCGCUGAAGGAGCACAUCAAGUACCGCCACGAGAAGAACGAGGAGAACUUCGCCUGCCCCCUGUGCAACUACACGUUUGCUUACCGCACUCAGCUUGAGCGACAUAUGGCCACGCACAAGCCAGGAAGAGAUCAGCACCAACUGCUGAACCAAGGAGCUGGCAACCGCAAGUUCAAAUGCACAGAAUGUGGCAAGGCCUUCAAAUACAAACACCAUCUGAAGGAACACCUGCGGAUUCACAGUGGUGAAAAGCCAUACGAAUGCCCAAACUGCAAGAAGCGCUUCUCUCACUCCGGCUCCUACAGCUCUCACAUCAGCAGUAAGAAGUGCAUCGGCCUGAUCGCCGUGAACGGGAGGAUGCGCAACAGCAUGAAGACCGGCUCCUCCCCCACGUCGGCAUCCUCCUCCCCCACCAACUCAGCCAUCACACAGCUCCGGCACAAGCUGGAGAACGGCAAGCCGCUGGGCCUCCAGGACCAGGCCAGCCAGCUCAAUAUCAAAACCGAACCACUAGACUUCAACGACUACAAGCUCAUGAUGGCCUCCCAUGGCUUCGGCGCACCUGGGCCUUUCAUGAACGGAGGGCUGGGGGGUGGGAGCCCCCUGGGGGUCCACAACUCGGCCCAGAGCCCCAUGCAGCAUUUGGGGAUGGGGAUGGACUCACAGCUCCUCAGCUACCCUUCCCUGGCGAACAACAUGAGCGAGGUGCAGAAGGUCCUCCAAAUCGUGGACAACACGGUGUGCCGGCAGAAAAUGGACUGCAAGCCAGAGGAGAUCUCCAAGCUGAAGGCCUACAUGAAGGAGCUCGGGUCCCAGAUGGAAGAGCAGAGGCAGGGGCUGACGUCCCCGGGGGCUCCCCCAGCUGGUCUUCCAGUAGUCAGCCACAACGGUGCUACCAAAAGCAUCAUCGACUACACCCUAGAGAAGGUGAACGAAGCCAAAGCUUGCCUCCAGAGCUUGACCACGGACUCAAAAAGACAAAUUAGCAAUAUUAAAAAAGAGAAAUCAAAUCACGUGUUAGACCUAGGUAGUGAGGAUAAGGUGCAUGACAAUAAUGUGCUCUUCACGCCUUUCUCUUGCCAAUACUGCAAAGAAACCUUUCCAGGUCCAAUUCCCCUACAUCAGCACGAACGCUACCUGUGUAAAAUGAACGAGGAGAUCAAGGCAGUUCUUCAGCCCAAUGAGAACAUGACACCCAACAAGCCGGGGAUGUUCGCAGAGAAGCACGCCCUCCUGCUCUCCUCCAUGCUGUCCGAAAAGGGAGUGGCGAGCCCCAUCAACCCGUACAAGGACCACAUGUCUGUGCUCAAAGCGUACUUCGCCAUGAACAUGGAGCCCAAUUCAGAGGAACUACUGAAGAUUUCCAUAGCGGUCGGUCUCCCUCAGGAAUUUGUGAAAGAGUGGUUUGAGCAGAGGAAAGUCUACCAGUACAGCAAUUCCAGGACCCCGCCAUUAGAACGGAACAAUGCAGACUUAGUGCUGACUGCCACCAAUCACACUCCCGCUAAAGACCCCUUGGUGGCCAGGUCUCCGGUGUCUCUGGUCAAGCAUGCUGACCGCAUCACGUCCCCCUCCAUAGCAGAGCUCCACAACAAUGUCAAAAAUUGUGACACCUCUCUCAGGCUCCCCAAAACUGCCCAGUUUACUGGGGGUAAGCAAAUGGGCGAAAAAUUGGACCACUCAAGGAGCAACACCCCUUCCCCCUUAAAUCUUUCUUCCACGUCUUCGAAAAACUCCCACAGUAGCUCGUACACUCCAAACAGCUUCACUUCGGAGGACCUCCAGGCUGAGCCAUUGGACCUUUCAUUGCCAAAACUCAUGAAGGAGCCUAAAAGUAUUCUGACUGUGAAAAACAGGCUUAAACUCAACAGUAUAACCAUUGACCACAACAGUGUUUCCUCCCCAAGGGAUCUCUUGGAGGAGCCUUUGAACCUGGCCUAUCUCAAGAAGGAGUUUGCCAGCUCCAACAACAACGGCAACCUCGACAAAAGCACUAGCCCCAUGUUCAGUAUUAACCCCUUCGGUGCCAAACCUUUAUACACGUCGCUUCCGCCGCAGAGCGCAUUUCCUCCAGCCACGUUCAUGCCCCCAGUCCAAGCCAGUAUCCCAGGGCUGAGGCCAUACCCGGGGCUGGAUCAAAUGAGCUUCCUACCGCACAUGGCCUACACUUAUGCAACAGGAGCAGCUACUUUUGCUGAAAUGCAGCAAAGGAGGAAAUACCAGCGGAAACCAGGUUUCCAGGGGGAGCUGCUUGACGGAACAGCAGAUUAUAUGUCAGGCCUGGAUGACCUGACAGACUCUGAGUCCUGUCUGUCCCGGAAGAAGAUUAAGAAGACAGAAAGUGGUAUGUACGCGUGUGACUUGUGCGACAAAACAUUCCAGAAGAGCAGUUCCCUCCUAAGACACAAAUAUGAGCACACAGGUAAGCGGCCACACCAGUGUCAGAUCUGCAAGAAAGCAUUCAAACACAAGCACCACCUUAUAGAGCAUUCAAGACUGCACUCCGGCGAAAAGCCAUACCAAUGUGACAAGUGUGGGAAACGCUUCUCCCACUCCGGCUCCUACUCCCAGCACAUGAACCACCGCUACUCCUACUGUAAGAGGGAGGCCGAGGAGCGGGAGGCGGCCGAGAGGGAGGCGCGCGAGAAAGGCCACCUGGAGCCCACGGAGCUACUGAUGAACCGGGCGUACUUGCAGGGCAUCACCCCUCAGGGUUACUCCGACUCGGAGGACCGGGAUGGCAUUCUGAGGGAAGGGAUGGAAGGUGGCAUGCGAGAACGGCAGAAGGAAGUGGAAGGAACGUACGCGAAGAUAGGCAGGCAGCACGAAGAGUUCGAGGAAGAGGAAGAGGAGAGCGAGAACAAGAGCAUGGACACAGAUCCGGACACGCUGAGGGACGAGGAGGAGAACGCUGAGCACUCCAUGGAUGAUAGCUCGGUAGACGGGAAAACAGAAACCAAAUCAGAUCACGAGGACAAUAUGGAGGAUGGCAUGUAAUUAACUACUGCAUUCGAAAGCUUCCCACUUUUUUUUGUUCUUUUUUUUCCAGUAGCAUUGUUACCUGCUUGAUUUAAAACACGCUGCUGUGGUAAAGCUGUACAUGCACGUGCCUGAAGCUUCCAGGAAGCUUGUAUUGAUGGAGUCAAGGGGGAGGGUGACAAUUCUGCUGAGAGGGACAUUUUUUUGAAGUUUGAG